Molecule: messenger RNA, 2293 nt
Organism: Myzus persicae (green peach aphid)
Lineage: Eukaryota; Metazoa; Arthropoda; Insecta; Hemiptera; Aphididae
Gene: TMS1
Product: probable serine incorporator
Exons: 10
Coding region: 262-1629 (455 amino acids)
Cellular component (GO): membrane
Source: RefSeq, a predicted model, not a curated record
AUAAAUUGCGAAUUUAUUCGGUUUUUCUUCCAAUCGAAUUGAUAUCCCAUGUUCCAUAUGACCUUAUCGGUGACUACAACUACAUAGUACUCACUAAAAAUUAUAAGACGGACAGUGACUAUUAGAGUAUUAGAGUAAAUAUUAUUGUUGUUGUGUCGAACAAGAGUUGGGUAUUAUCGAACACUUUAAGAACAAAGGAAGCGAUUGACGGAUAAGGGAUACAAUUAUCGCUUAUAACUCAAACAACAGCCGUCGUCGAAGAUGGGUGCUUUAUUUUCAUUGUGCACAGUUGGUCAACUGGCAUGCUGUUGCGGUCAAGCAGCAUGCUCUCUCUUUGCAUGUUGCCCGUCGUGCGGAAAUUCUACGUCGACAAAAGUGAUGUAUGGACUCAUGUUACUCGUAGCUAUCGUUAUAAGUUGCAUCACACUUGCUCCUGGACUGCAAUCGUUUUUACAAAAGGUACCAUUUUGUGAAGGUGAUCACAACUCUGGUAUAACUAGUAAUAUUGUCAAUAACAUAUCUGGUGUUUCUAUUGAUUGUAAAAAUGCUGUUGGCUACAUGGCGGUUUAUAGAAUUUGUUUUGCCAUGUUCAUAUUCUUUGCACUCAUGUCGUUUAUUAUGAUGGGUGUGAAGAAUUCUAGAGAUGGACGAGCCCCCAUACAAAAUGGAUUCUGGGGAUUGAAAUAUCUCAUUGUGUUUGCUGGUAUUGUUGGUUCAUUUUUCAUUGCGCCAGGAAGCUUUAGUCACAUAUGGAUGAUUUGUGGUAUGAUUGGAGGUUUUAUUUAUCUCAUUCUCCAGUUUGUACAAGUCUUAGAUUCUGCUCAUUCAUUGGCUGAAUCAUGGCUGGACAAAUGGGAACAAACUGAAGAUAAAAGAUGGUAUUUUGCAUUACUAUUUACUACAGUAGUAUCAUAUGGACUAGCAAUUACUGGAGUCAUUAUUAUGUAUCACAGUUUUACCCAGGAGAAUGGAUGUGCUUUGAAUAAAUUUUUUAUCAUAUUAACAAUUGUAAUAUGCUUAAUUAUUAGUUCAAUUUCAAUUACUUCAUGUGUACAACGUGUUCAUGAAAAAUCAGGUUUAUUGCAAUCGUCUAUUGUUAGCUUGUAUGUGGUUUAUCUUACUUGGUCAGCACUCAAUAGUGGUCCAGAAACUCAAUGUAAUAAGAGCUUGUCAGAAGUCUUGAGUCUGUCUAGUUCAGACGGUUCUAAAGUUCAUUUGGGUUCAGAAAAUAUAGUCAGCAUAGGCAUUUUUGUUUUAUUUGUACUAUACUCUGCUAUAAAAACGGGAUCUUCCUCAAAGUUCUCCAUGAGUAAUUCUACGGAAAGAAGCAAUGAUAGUGACCUUGAAGGAGGACCCGUGUCGGACAAUGAUAAUAACUCUGGUAAACUGUUUGAUGAUGAAAAAGAAGGAGUCGCUUACUCAUGGUCAUUUUAUCACUUCACAUUUGCUAUGGCUACUUUAUUCUUGAUGAUGACCCUUACAAAUUGGUAUUCACCUAACUCCAGCUUAGACAACCUUCAUCCAGACUAUGCUUCUACAUGGAUUAAGAUAUUAUCCUGUUGGGUUUGUGCUGGUCUUUAUGUUUGGACAUUAGUGGCACCAAUUUUAUUACCAGAACGUGAAUUUUAAACUUCAUCAUUAUUAAAAGUAUUAAAUAAGUUAUAUUAAGCUCAUCUAUUAAUAUUUUUAGUUUUAAUUUUAUAUCUAAAUAAUAUCAAACUAUUAUUAUUUAAUUUUUACAAUAUAAUAGCUGAGGAAUAUGUUAAAACCAUGGAAAUUUAUUCCCAACUACUCUACUGUGAUUAAAUCAAUUACAACUUACAAGUAUUCAUGAUCAACAUAAAUUAUUAAAACCAAUUUGGUUAUGUAAACAUAAUUUGUAUUUAGUCGCUUAUAGUUUGAUUAUGUGAUUGAUACAAUGAACAGCAUUUUAUGACCUUAGAUUUUAAAUAUAGUUUAUAUUUUACAAUUUUUUAUAGAUGACACUUGAACACUUGAACAAUUAACAAUACAUUUAAAUUGUUUUACAUAUUUUAUUCCAAUUUUUAUUUAAAAAUAUUGAAGUUAAUAAUAUAAAAUAAAUUAAAUUAUGUAUUUUAUGCAAUUGCUGACAUAAAUGUGUGAUUUUUAUUAAUUUGUAUUGAUUAUGUUGUGAUAUUACUAAAGUUAAAUAUAUGUAUACAUACUUAAUUAUCUUAUUUCAUAGUUAUGUAGUCUAUUAUUGUAUUAUGAUUUGAUGCAUGGUACUUAAAAUUAUAUAAAUUUUAGAUCAUAUUGAGUAUGAUGUAUGCAA